Scedosporium apiospermum is the source of this 1026-nucleotide messenger RNA. Its product is annotated as Methoxy mycolic acid synthase 1. Gene Ontology annotation, biological process: lipid biosynthetic process. Lineage: Eukaryota; Fungi; Ascomycota; Sordariomycetes; Microascales; Microascaceae. The transcript is spliced from 3 exons. Bases 1 to 1026 code for a protein of 341 amino acids. The record is from RefSeq and is a predicted model, not a curated record.
AUGAACCGAGACCAACUCGGCAACGGGACAACUUGGAUCUCAAUCCUCUCGUCGGCGGCUUCGGGCCUUGCACGGAGCACAAAUACACUUUCAAAUGCCCUCCUCAACAUAUCCGCUCAUUACGACAUCAGUAAUGACAUGUUCUCUGCGUUUCUUUCCCCAGACAUGACCUACUCGUGCCCCAUCUGGGCCCCUGUGGGCCCAACUGAGGGCUCGACCGGGGAGAGCUUAGAGGACGCACAGAUGAGGAAACUGCGUCGAUUCAUUGAUGGUGCGAGAAUCAAGCCCUCAGACCACGUCCUCGAAAUAGGAACGGGCUGGGGCUCGUUUGCAAUCGAGGCUGUCAAGCAAACGGGCUGCCGUGUAACCAGCAUUACUCUGUCCAAGGAGCAAAAGGUCCUCGCGGAAAAGCGCAUUCAGGCGGCUGGGUUCUCUGAGCGGAUCGAGGUGAAAUUAGUGGAUUACCGAGCACUGACGGUUCCCUCGACCCCGUUUGAUAAAAUCGUCUCCAUAGAAAUGCUUGAGGCUGUUGGGCCAGAGUACUUAGCCACGUAUUUCGAAUGCAUCGAUAGUCUUCUCAAAAGCGAUGGGGGCAUUGCGAUGUUUCAGUGUAUCACUAUGCCCGAGGGCCGCCACGCUGCGUAUUCGGCCUCGGAGGACUUUAUCAACCACUACAUCUUUCCGGGUGGCUAUCUACCAUCCAUAACCCAACUCCUCAAUCACAUCAGCACCGCAUCCAAGGGCACACUGAUUGUGGAGAAAGUGGAAAACAUUGGCGGGCAUUACGCGAAGACCCUGAGGCUGUGGAGGGAGGCGUUCCUCGCCAACUUCGACGAGAAGAUUCGCCCCGCCCUUGAACAGGAAAACCCAGGGAUGAGCGAAGAGGAGGCGGAAGUAUUCAGGAGGAAGUGGGAGUACUAUUUCACCUAUUGCGAGGCAGGCUUUCUCACCAAAACUCUCGGAGACGUCAUCAUUACCGUUGGGCGGGAAUGCUCGGUGGAAUUGAUGGAGGGCAUCCCACUCUAA